GCGUUUGCGCCUCCUGUCUGUUGACCGAGAGGUGUAACGACACUUUACUUUUUCCCCAUUUCAAGGUUUGGUAUCGGUGUUGGGCUCGACUAAAGCGUUUUAGCGAGGCGGAGAGCUUUCUUUGCACAGAGCCAAGAUGCUGAACAUGUGGAAGGUUCGGGAGCUGGUUGACAAAGCAACCAAUGUGGUGAUGAACUACUCAGAGGUGGAGUCUAAAGUCAGAGAGGCAACUAAUGAUGACCCCUGGGGACCAUCAGGACAACUGAUGAGUGAAAUUUCAAGAGCAACCUUCAUGUAUGAGCAGUUCCCAGAGGUGAUGAACAUGCUGUGGACCCGCAUGCUGAGAGAUAACAAGAAGAACUGGAGGAGAGUCUACAAGUCCCUACUGCUGCUUGCUCAUCUAAUCAGGAAUGGAUCAGAGCGGGUUGUAACUAGUGCCAGAGAACAUCUCUAUGACUUGAGAUCAUUAGAAAGCUACCACUUUGUUGAUGAGCAUGGGAAGGACCAAGGAGUGAAUGUGCGCCAGAAAGUGAAGGAGAUGGUUGAGUUCGUCCAGGAUGAUGAAAGACUGAGGGAAGAGCGGAAAAAAGCCAAGAAAAACAAAGAUAAAUAUGUUGGUGUGUCUUCCGACAGUAGAGGAUACAGAGGUUACUCGGGGGACAGGUAUGACUCCAGUGAAACCCGUCACCAGUGGGAUGAUGACUGGGAGAGUAACAAAGGGCAGUUCCCAUUCAGCGAUAAAUUGGGAGAGAUCAGUGACAAGAUUGGAAGCACGAUUGACGAUACCAUCAACAGGUUUAGGAAGAAGGACAGAGAUGACUCACCAGACAGAUUCAGUGACAAUGAGGAGGACCGAGGCCGCUCGUCUCAGAAUGGCAAAUCGGGCAAAGAAUUCAAAGAUGAAGAAGAAACCGUGACCACCAAGAGUGUACAAAUAGUCCAAGCUACAGAGACGACAGCCACCCGCAAGAGAGGAGGCGUCCCGUCAAAGAAAGUGGACUUGGGGGCGGCGGCCCAAUACACAGGAGACAAGAGCCCAAACGCUACCACCACACAGACACAAUCAGCAGCAACGCAGCCCUCGAGUAGUGGACUAGUUGACCUACUUAUGGUGGAGUCAACACCUUCUCAGCCUCCUCCUGCUGACUUGAUGAGUGGAUUUGCCGACUUCUCUUCACCUGCUGCUUCUGCCGGACUUUCCGCGGGAUCUGGCGCACCAGUCUCCAGCAACAAUGGAGACUUUGGAGAGUGGAAUGCAUUCCCUGGUGGCCAGAUGCCAGCAUCUGCUCAGCCUGUAGACACCAGUGGGAAUGACCUUUUUGGAGCCAUGAAAGCCAGCCCUGCUCCUGCCCCCGCCCCCGUCGCCACUGUGGGCUCCAGUUCGUCCUCAGCGGAUCUAUUUGACUUGAUGGGGCCAACUCAGACAUUUACUUCCUCUCAGAGCCUCAACUUCAGCAUGAAUAGUACACAGAGCAUGAACACCACAGCCCUGCCUCAGUCGAGGUCACAGCCCCUACAGAACAUUGGGACGCCUCUACAACCGCAGACUGCUCAGCAGGGACUCGUUUCUCAGGGCACUGCAGCCAAAGCGUCGCUCCCUUCCACCUGGUCAGACCACUCGGUGAACAUCAGCCUCGACUCGCUGGGACCCGGCAUGCAGGCGCCCAAGCAGAGUCAACCCACACUCAACACACUUCAACAAGGCAGCCAGGCCAAUGCCAGCAUGCUGUCACAGGGAUUUUCGACCAUGAGCCUUGGACCCACGGCAGUCAGACCGCCUGUCAAUGCUAUGAUGCACCCCAGUGCUGGAAUGGGAAUGGGGAUGGCGCCCAACCCUGGAAUGAUGGUCAUGGGGAUGCCCCCCAACCAGGCAAUGAUGGGGAUGUCAAUGGCUUCCAACCAGGGCAUGAUGGGAAUGGGCAUGGGCAUGCACAUGGGAGGGGUGACGAUGGUGAUGCCCGGCGCCAUGGGAAUGGGAAUGAACCCGACAAUGGUUCAGCAGUCCAAACAUGACAGUUUCGCUGACUUUGGGAACUUCGGGAAGUGAUGAAGAAGAGCAGAGAUUAGCCAAGAGGUCAUUGGUGAAGGAUUGUCCUGAGCUUCAAACAAAGAGUACUUGAAUCAUGUCAACUCUCACUCUACCGACACCCUGCAAUCUCUUUCUUUUAAGCAAAUCUAAAUGGAUGUGUGUGUGUGUGCGUGCGUGCGAAUGCAUGCGUGUGCCGUUUGAACCAAUGAUCAAUGCGGUCUUCAGACGGCUACUGUAAAUUGUGUGCCUUGCUGGUCAUGAAUGUCAGUUGUGUUUGCUUUUAUGACCUCAAUCAAACGGAAUCAGCAGAAUAGCAAAAAUGGAUGUAUAUAGAUACCGGAAUAUAUAUAUCUCGGUAGAUGCAUCACUUUUCGAGAUGCUUCCUAUUGAAUGAUGCUUUUGGUGAACAUGAUCAGCCAUUUUAACUUCCAAGUUACCUCUCAUUUUGUCCUCUGUCUUCCUUUAACCUGUCAAUUGAAAUCUCCAUCUCUUUCCUCGAAGCUAGAAAGAACUUUGAUCUGCAGUGAGUUGAGUUGGCUGCUAACAGUUACGCCAUCCACACAAAAGCGAUUUGAAUUAAGAGCACAUUGUUACCUUCUCUCUGACAUGCCGCGAUGACCUUCGGCUGCAAAAAGCAGUUUCGCCACAUCCAGAACACCCACCCUUUGCUACUGGUACAAUGUUAUGGCUCUUCUUGUUGCUGUACAUAUAUAAAUGACUUCUAAAGAAGAGUAUGAUCGCUUUGCAUUUAAAGAAGAUAAUCAAUACUUGGGGAAUGUUCUUUUUCUCCCCCCCCCCCUCCCUCUCCCGAGUACAACCCAGAGUGCCUGCGAGACCUUUGCCUUUCCUCUUCUGUUCACUUCCAUAAAGAAGACAAUAUGACCAUGCAGUGUUGAAGGCAGCAAACACACCAUGUACAAAUAAUGCCGGUUUGUACUCGUGCCUCAAGCCAAGUAAACUGUCAGUACACCAAGGCAGUUGUCUUAACUAGUUCACUCAAGCGGUUUGUUUGUCCCUUCGACAUAUUUACUUCCUCUCUUUUGUUGUGUCAUUCUGUUAACGCAGACUGUUUGCCGAUUGCGUCACAUUUGCGUUGAACUUCUUAUUUUCGCAUUUAGAACAGCUCCCAUGCAGUAUUUGUCGGGUCGUGUGUAUGCGUGUGCAUUUACCUUACGACUAAGCAGAUGAGCAAGAGGACGAACUGUGGUGCCGAUCUGUUGGUGUGUACAUACAGGGCACGGCUCCUCGCUGGAUGGACCAAGUGCCUCCUGACCCUUGUAACUGUAACAUUACAUCAAUCUUGGGUGCCUGUUUUUUUUUUUUUUUUUUUUUUUGGGCCAAUGAUGUUAUAAAUAAUUCACACGCCAGAGUAUAAGGAUGUGGAUCCUGCAGCUUUGGAGGGCCUCAAGAGGUCUUGCACACCGAUGCGAUGUAGCCUUUUAUUAUUGAAGUCUGGAGCAUUACAAUGACCAAAAUCUGUUUUCUGUCAUUAGUUUGUUUUAUCCAGGGUUUUUUUUUCUACUUUUUGAUUUUCUGUAAGUAAGAAUCGGGUUGUUAUAGAAACACUAGUAUAUGCAAAUAUCAAAAAGAAAGUCCUUGGAGAAUUUUUGCAUUAUUCCCAUUUUGAUUUACACAGCAAUAUUGCUUAUCUACAACAUUAAACCGUUGAUUGAAAUGA
This is a messenger RNA of Hippocampus comes (tiger tail seahorse), 3707 nucleotides long. RefSeq names its product clathrin interactor 1a (gene clint1a). NCBI's taxonomy places the organism in Eukaryota, Metazoa, Chordata, Actinopteri, Syngnathiformes, Syngnathidae. Gene Ontology annotation, biological process: endocytosis. Gene Ontology annotation, cellular component: plasma membrane; clathrin vesicle coat; endosome. The coding region runs from base 137 to 2047 and encodes 636 amino acids. The record is from RefSeq and is a predicted model, not a curated record. Gene Ontology annotation, molecular function: clathrin binding; phospholipid binding. The transcript has 12 exons.